Messenger RNA from Gadus macrocephalus (Pacific cod), 6093 nucleotides. It is a transcript of the gene clmpa, whose product is annotated as CXADR-like membrane protein. Lineage: Eukaryota; Metazoa; Chordata; Actinopteri; Gadiformes; Gadidae. The coding region runs from base 444 to 1748 and encodes 434 amino acids. The record is from RefSeq and is a predicted model, not a curated record. Gene Ontology annotation, cellular component: cell surface; membrane; cytoplasmic microtubule. The transcript has 7 exons.
AGCAGCAGCGUCGCGAGGCUACAAGCAGUAGUCCCGAACUGUUACUGUACAAGGUGCUUCAUGCGCGCACACCUUGCACCUCCUCCUUUUUGCAACGCAUGUCCCGGGCGCAGCUCAGACGUAGAGGCUGCGUGUGGAUUCCAGGAACACCAGGAACAGCCCAGGACCCCCAGACACGAAUCCACGGUGAAGCCGAGGAGAGCUUGAACAUCAUUGCUGCUGGCGAUUCUAAACCCGGGAUGCGGGGGUCUUUAUGAAUGAACAGAAAGAGAGGGGGGGAACCCGAAUAUUGCUACGGCGUGCCUGAGACAUGCGUUAUAGGAGUCGAUCCACUUUAAGGUCAUACUGUAGUCACUGUGAAGUCGACCUAGAGAAGUAAAGAGAAAGAAGAGAGCCAUAGCUUUGGGAUAGUGAGGGACGGAUUGUCUUUGUUGGAUGCUGCGAUGACGAUCUUAUUGGCCAUUCCGUUUUUAGUCCUGGUCGUAGCCAUGACGAUGACCACAUGCGCUCAGACGGAGAUGAAGCGAGUCGUCGGGGACAACGCCACGCUGCCCUGCCACCACCAGUACUGGCCUGGCGACGAGCCCACCCUGGACAUCGAGUGGCUCCUCCUCAAGCCCACCAACAGGCAGAGGGUGCUGAUCACCUACUUCGCCGGCCGGGUGUACGACCCCAACGAUGCGGACCGGGGACGCAUGGGCUUCGGCGGGGACUACCUGAGGGGGGAUGCCUCGCUGCUCAUCAGCGACCUGACCCUCACCGACUCUGGGGAGUACAGCUGCAAAGUGAAGAACGGCGGGAAGUACGAGUGGACCACCAUCAGCCUCAUAGUGCUGGUGAAGCCCUCCAAGCCGCGGUGCUGGAUGGAGGGGAAGCUGCUGGAGGGGGCCGACGUGAAGAUGAGCUGCAAGUCGAGCGACGGCUCGGACCCCGUCCUCUACAAGUGGGAGCGUCUGAUGGACAAGGGCAAGUACGCUGGCAAGCUGCCCCCGAUGGCCCUUCUAGACUUGAAAAAUCCUGAGAUCGUGACUCUGAAGAACCUGACCAAGGAGAGCGCUGGCGUGUACAAAUGCACAGCGAGCAACGACGUGGGAGAGGAGAGCUGCGUCGUGGAGGUCAAGAUGCACUACGUGCGCGGGAUGGGCGUGGUCGCCGGGGCCGUGGUGUGCGUGUCCUUUGGCGUGCUCCUCAUCAUCCUCACCGUGUGGCUGGUGUUCCGCAAGAAGGAGAUGAAGAAGUACGAGGAGGAGGAGACGCCCAACGAGAUCAGGGAGGACGCAGAGGCCCCCAAGGCCAAGCUGGUGAACCCCAACUCCCUCUCCUCCUCCCGCUCCGGCAGCUCCCGCUCCGGCACCUCCUCCACCCAGUCCAUGGUGCACGGGGCCCCGCCUCCGCCGCCGUCCCAGCAGCCCCGCGCCCAGCGGCCCUGCGUGCCCGCCGUGGCCGCCCUCCGGGAGGGGAAAGCCGGCCAGCCCCAGCCCCCGGCCUACCUCCAGCACCCCGGCCACACCCUGCCCCCCCACGGCCACGCCCACGCCCCGGGCCCCGCCAGGACACCCGAGCCCCGGGCGGCCGUGCCGGCGCUGACCCCGCCCCCCUCCUCCUCCUCCAACAACACGGCCGGCUCCCACCUCGACCCCCGGCCCAAGGCCGGGCCCAACCCCAAGCUCAGCCCCGCCAACCUGGCCCGCAUGGGGGCCAUGCCCGUCAUGAUCCCCGCCCAGUCCAAGGCCUUCCAGACUGUGUAGGACCUGGAAGACCCGACCAGGGGAGGGAGAGAGAGAGAGAGAGAGAGAGAGAGAGAGAGAGAGAGAGAGAGAGAGAGAGAGAGAGAGAGAGAGAGAGAGAGAGUCAGAGAGGGUGGGAUAGAGUGUCAAAGAGAGCAAGAGAGAGUAGAAGAGUCUCAGAGGGAGAGAGAGAGAGAGAGAGAGAGAGAGAGAGAGAGAGAGAGUGAGUAAGAGAGAUAGAGAGAGUGAGAGAGAGCGAGGCAACAUUCAGAGGAAGAAUUCAGAAGGUCAGGGCUGAGAUCAACCCCAAUUUACUUUGAGAGGGAGACGCCGAUAACAAUCUGCUACUAUUAUCUACAUUCACGCCUUGCCACCAUUUCAAAACUCGCCCCCAACCCCCACCCCCUCCACCCGCAGUGGGAAUUACACUCAGCGCUAUUGGUGGACUUUGAGUUCUCUCUUUGCGUAACACACCCCCGCGGAGACACACGCGCAGUUUAACAAGCGAUGCGAGCCGACGACUCGCUUCAUCGCCUCAUUUCAUCGUUUGUCAAUUGAGAUAAAGUUUUUGUUUUGUGGCUCCAUGGGCUGAGCUGGUUUAAAGGGAGGAGUGGGAGCAUGGACCCAAAACAAAGCAAUGACUAACAGAUGCUAUCGCUGCUCCUCCUUUGCAGUGCUGGGACUAUGGCCGACCAUUGCUGCCUAAUAGAAGCAGAGCCGUCCCCGUCGACACAACGUCCAUUCAGGCUGAACAAAGACACCUGGCUUAAUACGCAGAUAUCAUCUGACUGUCACUAUCCUGUCCUCCAUAUUCCUCUAGGUUGAUUUAUGUGUGUGUGCGUGUGUGUGUGUGUGUGUGUGUGUGUGUGUGUGUGUGUGUGUGUGUGUGUGUGUGUGUGUGUGUGUGUGUGUGUGUGUGUGUGUGUGUAUCUGCGUGUGUCUGUGUGUGUGCGUUUGUGUGUGUACGUGCAUGCUUACGUGUGUGUGUGUUUGUGUGUAUGCGUGCGUGUGUGUGUAUGCUAAUGUGUCUGCCUCUGCGUGUGUGCGUGUGUGCCUGUGUGUCUAUGUGUGUGUAUGUGUGUAUGCUCGAGCUCACCAUAGAUGGUCCCCUGAUUGUACAAUGUAAUGUUAAUGAGCCCCAAUUCAUCUUCUAUCAGCACAGUUAAGCAUCCACUGCAAGCAUGGAUGGAUACAAGCUGGUUUCCCGUGACUUGAGAACUGGGGAAUUACCAGUGCUCAUGUACAGAUGUUCACGGUGAACCAUGUCCUCCUCUUUUUCUCUGUUUUUUAACCUUGUCAUGAGGGAAGGAGGAUGGGUUACUAGACUUCAUAUUUCAAGACUCCCACGAUUUCCUAUUUCCUAAACAAAAGUGAAGAAUUUCCCAAUCACUUUAAGUGUGCAUGCAACACACAUCACUGUCAAAUACUUCAGUAUUGUUAAGAUUGUCAAAGCGUCUGAUCAAAUACCUUUCGAAAAAGUGCCACUUAUGGUCCAACCAAUUUUUAUUUUACAUAACAGAGCAUUUCUUUAUAUUCCAGAGUAACUUUAAGAAUGUGAAGAGAUAAUUAACAUAUACAGUUGUGUAGUUUUAUUUUUAUUUGUAGAAGUCGGACUUGAAAGUGGCUCAUGGGAGAGCUCCGAUAACACAACACAGGCCUGAAGCAUAUCAGGCCAAACGUCUUUCAACAGUGCCUUGUGAGACACACGGUAACCAAAACUCACCAGAGUUUUGGUUAGAUCGAAUGCAUGCGUUUAUGUGAACACAAGCAAAUCAGGACAAACCCAGCCGUUCUCAGGUGGCACAGGAUACUCAUCAAGGACAACAAGGUGCUUAAUGGUAAGAGUGCCCCCCCAUUUUACAGAACCAUAAGACUGAAGAGAGUAGACUGCCACGCUGCACACCUGACAGCAGGUUGUCUCCGCUCCCAAGGGUCUCAGCGACCCGGCGAAUCAGUGAACAAGGUGAUAAAACCUCCCCAUUGUUCUUGAGUGCGACUUCUAUUUCCAACAAGCCAUUCAUGUAUGGUUGCAUGUACCUCUUCACGCACAACCUCUGAUUGCACAAACCUACUAAUCAAACGCCAUCCUCCUCCUCCUCGCUCCGGUUCAGAGGGAGAGGGAGGCAGGUUGUCAUUGUGUUGAUGAUGCAGUGGAGGAGGUGUGGGAGCUAUAGGGCCCGGAAGUGUGCAUAGCAAUUAAGCCUGAACCUUAAUAUAGAAGCCAAGGCUCCUUUCUGAGGGUUGAUGUUCCGACUGUUUCCAAGGAGCUACCGCUGAAGUGAAGAGCAUCAGGUGACUUUAAGUCGACUAACUCGUGACUCAAAACAGAAAUUUAAGUGGAAGUUGAAGUGAUUGCAUUUUGUACAUUUCAGAAGGAUUGUGUUGUCAAAGGUAAAUGGCGUGACACCCAGGGGGUGUAGUACGUCCAGCUUCUUGGUUCAAGGUUGCUUUCGGUAUCUCGAUUCAAAACAACUUAUUUCAUCCUGUCAUCUAACCAGUGCCAUGCCAUUGGUCAUUUUCUAAAAAAAAGGGAUGUGAUCGUGGGGGAGAAGGCAAAGAGAUGCAUGAAGGGAUAUGUUGUCCAAGCUCUGUAGUUUCCAAUCUCCCCAUCCUCUGGCAGAAUCAGAGAUUCAAGGGACUCUCGUGAAAACCUUUAAUAACUGGGAUUGGAAUACUUCUGAAGAUACUGCCAGGGAUUCCCCCAAGUCCUAUUUUCCGCAUUUGGAAUGUGGCACUACGUAGUCAGGUGACCAAACAAUUCCAGUAAUUGGCCAUAUUCCCCUAUCAGCCUUCUUGGUUCAAUCUUGGUGGCUGGGUUGGGAAAAUUGUGGUGGAAUUUUUCCUUCGCUUCCCCCUACUCAAGUCAGAACCUAGCACAACCAGUAGAGCUACUAGGCCACUAAAGGGAAAAGUGCCGAAUUGUUUCCUAAAUAGCCGAUGGCAAUACUGGCUCUAGAUAGCAUGCAGCCUGACUGUUAUGCCCCGUCGGUGCUCGUACAGUUUGGAGAAUGAAGUUGUGUGUAAAGGAGCCUAUCAUCGCUCACCCAGGGCUGGCUACACGGUUUCCUUAAUAACAUUUUCCCCCAACCAGUAAACAACUCUCUUAAAACCCGUGAUCUCUCUAGGCUGUUUCACACAUAGCAAAUAGGUAACAGGAUGGAUCGCUGUGCCUCGAAUGCUGGAUCAAAUUAACAUUAAAAUGCUGCAAUCAUUGCUCAGCUCAGUCAUAGGCUGCUUCUAGAUUAAAUGAGGGGGACAUAAUGUUUGUUUAUUUGCUUCCCUGGAUCAAUCGUUAAACCAUGUGAGCCAGGCGAGGGAGAUGAAGAGAUGGUGAGAAGUUUAUUAUAUCCCCUGAUUAAGCGAAUAUGAUGUGCAAUUGCCCGUACUGCAACUGAAAGGCCAAGUGACUGAUAAGGGUCAAAUUAGUCAGGGGAGAUAAUUGAAAUCUGAAAUCUUUAACGACCUGUGUUGCGGAAACCAGCCUGUAGGGGCAAUAUAACCGCAUAUUUCAUAUUUUUUUCUUUGCAACUUUAACUCUAUUAGCUACUUAUUUCAAAACUAAAGUUGACCCAGCCCAACUUGUUUAUCCAUGCGGGAUGACAUUAUUAGGAGCAUAUUUUUCACAAGAAUUACAUUUCACACCCAUUCACACAAAAUUUAAUUAAUGAAAAGCUAUUGUAGACCAGGCAGAAUACGUUGCUGGUAAACACAUCAUACCACCUCCGGGAAACAAAAGUAAUCAACUCUCCAUUGAUGCCUCCACAGUAAAUAGGAACACUUUUGACUGUAUGCGUCCAGUCAACGCAGAGAAUGACCGCAGGUCCUUAUGAUAUUGAUAGUAUUGGAAUGCAACAUAAAGGUUAAGCAAAACAUGUCGGCCUACGUAUGGAAAAGAAUCCCUGCAAAGCAGUCGAGUCAUGAUUAUAUGCAUGUCACAGAAAAAUUAUAUAUAAGUAUUUUUUUUGCCUCAAAACUUAUAUAAAUGAUAUAGUAACAAUGAUAUUAUAAAAAAUAACAUAUAAUGGUUAUACAAUGCAAACUGUAAAUUCAUCCAUAUUUUGAUAUUCAACUGAUUAUGGGUUUAUUUUUGUUGUCAAGCAGUAUUAUAUGCGUAUAUGCGCUCAUGUCAUCGCGAUCUUGUGCAAAGGUCCCACAAAGAUCCCUUCAUGCCGUCCCUGAAGGACCCUCUUCUUCAUGUGCUUCCUUGUGCCCAACGAUGAAACAUCACCAGGCUUUUGUUUUGACUGGGGGAAAACCAAAAGACGCCAUGUAUAUAAAUCACCUAUCCUGUUGAAUAUGUAUAUUUGUACAGUAUCUACAUUCAUUUUUUUGGUUUGUUUUCUAAUAAAAUCAUGUCGGCAUCACC